AUGAAGGCUUUGAUUUAUGAUAAAAUCAAUCAUGUUGAAAUGUCAACGCUCUUGGAAUGUGAGAGUGAUUCAGUUUCAUUCAUGAUGCAUCUACAGCCCCUCAAGCAGCUAGCCCCAAAAGACUGGUAUCGCACAAUGCAAGACUUCCUAGAGCAGUUAAAAGUUUACGGUGUGGGCCGACGAAAACUAGACGACGAAUUUUUCACUGGGGAAUUUCCAUGCAAAGUAUACGGAAUAUAUGAUAUUGAUGAUGAAGAACUAUGUCAUGAAAUAAUCUCAUCUUCCUGCACCGUCCCUGGCUGUACAUAUACCACAGACUCAUUAUUAGAUUUCGAAAACCACUACAAUGCCAGCCAUAGAUACUCGUGUAACGAUUGUAAGAAGAUUCUUCCAUCGCCACAUUUAUUGGAUUUGCAUAUUCAAGAAACGCACGACUCCUUUUUCGCUGUUAGCGCUUUAAGAAAACCGUCGUACUGUUGCUACAUUGAGGAAUGUAAAGAAAAAUUCCAGAAUCCAGAAGAAAGACUUGAUCAUUGUAUGAAGAUUCACAAAAUGCCUAAAGAUUUUAGAUUCGACCAGAAACCUAAGAAAUUAAAAAGCAAUAGUAAAGAUAAUAAGAAAAAAGAUUUUACAUUUAGUAAUAGCAAAGUGAAAAGCUUUAAAUACACAGGGAGAAAGUUUACUACGGAUAAGAGGCAAACAACAUCUGAUAAUAUGGAUAUAGCCAUGAACAGUUUAAAAGAAAGUUUACCAGAAUAA
This is a messenger RNA of Leptosia nina, 759 nucleotides long. Lineage: Eukaryota; Metazoa; Arthropoda; Insecta; Lepidoptera; Pieridae. The record is from the annotation of a GenBank genome assembly.